Molecule: messenger RNA, 1164 nt
Organism: Ilyonectria robusta
Lineage: Eukaryota; Fungi; Ascomycota; Sordariomycetes; Hypocreales; Nectriaceae
Exons: 3
Coding region: 1-1164 (387 amino acids)
Biological process (GO): regulation of DNA-templated transcription
Molecular function (GO): zinc ion binding; sequence-specific DNA binding
Source: RefSeq, a predicted model, not a curated record
AUGUCAAGUGUCUCCAAAAGGAUCUCCUGGGUAAACCCCCAAAAGCCGAUCGACAACGGCGAAUAUUCGAAUUGCCAGUCGCUGCCACCUAUCCUCGAGUUCAUCUCAGGCGCCAUGCCCUCUUCCUAUCCUCCCACACCAUCGUCUAGCAUACAGCCCGACUCCAUCUUACCUUCACCUUUUGCACCUGCUCCUCGCCCAUACCCCGAAGCUAAGAAGCACUCGUCUCCCCAAGCUCCGCAUUUGGCUUUGUCAUUUUCCCUCCGACAGGAUACUUUGCCGACCUCAGACGCGCUGAGGCCCCCUUUCAGCAAUCUUCCAUCUCUAUCACCAGCCUCAGACCGACACCCAAACCCGUCAUCAAAGCCAGACAUACCCCGUCCACCUCGUUUCCCGGAGCAGCGAAAGCCUCCCCGGCCUUCUCAUCAAUUAAAUGGAGUGUAUGCGCACCCUCCACCACCACCAGCUCUGGUAUCUUAUCAACGGGAUCGACUACCUCCUGGGCAGUUCCCACUGCCUUUGCAUUCCAUUUCCACUCAACACGCUAUUUUACCCCCGCUCCGAGGCAGUAUGACCUCAGAUCUAGUGCCUCAUGCUAAGGAGGGAGAUUACUGUGCUCGAGCCAGAUACAAUGCCACUAUUAAUGGGCACUUUGAGAGCUCGAUCUAUCAGGACUCGCUGAGUUGGCUUGCAACCUCGUCACGAAAGAUUCUCAAUUUUGCAGAGGCCUACAGCAGAAUCGCCCCAGAACAGUACGGAGCAUACUCUGUUCCCGAAAGACUGCCGACAGAACGAAAGGUCGACGAUAUGCUUAGAAACGUCGAACUCGCCAAGCGUUGGUUGGAGCAAGUGAGAGAUCUGAUGCAGACGGGGAUCCAGACCCAGAGGCAUUAUGGGAGAGCGAAAAUAGAGGGUCCUUGCGAGCCCGGAGAUGGGAUGAUGCCUCGACACAGCACCAUUAAGUUUAAGAAGCGGGGAAAGUUAGCUGCGACCCCAGGUAGAUGCCAUAGCUGUAAUAGGGUCGACACACCAGAGUGGAGGCGCGGUCCGGACGGCGCCAGGACGCUUUGCAAUGCCUGUGGCUUGCUUUACGCCAGGCUGGAGAGGAAACGACAGCUUGAUGCGAGGCUAAUUCGACCAAAAUCUGAAGGACUCAGACUAUGA